AUCAUAUUGAAUAUGAGUUAGAUCACAGAACGACAGUUGUGGUUAUAUUAGAACUACAAACACCAAAACAGGAAGUACACCGUAUACAGCAUAUUCCCAAGCAGUCUGAAGUUCAAAGUAUGAAGACAGUUUGUGAAAUUACGCCAGUUGAAUCUCCAGCAAUUUGUAUAGUUUAAAGGGCAGAUCGGUACUUCUAUCUACACCGUAUUUGCAAAAAUUAGGUGAUUGCAUUUUGUCAGCCAUAUCUUGUUCACUAGACAGUUUUACUUUUAGUAACGGCUCAAGCAGAUGAGGCUGCUUGUCCACUCUCUGCUGCUCUGGGGUAGAAUUAGAAGGCAGCCAACAAACACUGGAAGGCGGGGACUGGCAAGCAGAGACACGAUGCGACUGGUGCAGUUCUGCCAGCUUAACAAGGAGCGCGAAGUGAGAGUUGGCGUGGAUUUGGGGCAAGGUCAAGGUAUCGUGGACCUCAAGAGCUUUGACUCCUCCGUGCCCUCCACCAUGAGAGAAUUCCUGGAGACAGGACACAGGGGCAUGGAGUGUGCACAAAGAGCGCUUUCCAGCGGCCUCUGCGUGGUCCCUUCAUCUGAGGUGGGCCUGCUUUCCCCAGUCACGGGUCCAGAGAAGGUCGUAUGCGUGGGCAUGAACUACCGGGACCACUGCCUGGAGCAGAACGCCCCCAUUCCCAAGGAACCCAUCAUCUUCAGCAAGUUCCCCAGUGCCAUCACCGGCCCAUUCGACGACAUCUUGCUGCCUGAUGAGAGCAAGGAGGUGGACUGGGAGGUAGAGCUGGCCUUUGUAAUAGGCCGGAGAGGCAAGCACAUCAAGGAAGAGGAAGCUCUCUCUUACGUCGCUGGCUUCACAGUGGCCAAUGACGUUAGUGCACGUGAUUGGCAGAUGCACCGCAAUGGGAAACAGUGGCUGCUGGGAAAGACUUUCGACAGCUUCUGUCCGCUGGGUCCUGCCCUGGUCACCACAACAGCACUGAAAGACCCCCAUAACCUGGGAAUCCGCUGCCGUGUCAAUGGGAAUGUUGUCCAGGAGAGCAACACCAAUCAGAUGAUCUUCAGGACAGAGAAGCUUGUGGCCUGGGUCUCACAGUUUGCGACACUGUGUCCUGGGGAUGUGUUUCUGACUGGGACCCCCCCUGGAGUAGGGGUUUUCAAGAACCCCCCCAUCUUCCUCAAGAAAGGUGAUGUGGUGGAAUGUGAGAUCGACGACAUUGGAGUCAUUCGCAACACAGUCAUCUGAACUGGAACCCAUACAAAAUGUUUGACAUUGAAAUUUAAAUUUGUAAUGCAAAACCAUAAUUCCACCUCAGGCAAUUUUCCAACCAUGGAAAGAACAACAAAGGCUUAAUCUGUAAUCCAUAAAGAAUUAAAUGCACACAUACUGUAAUUUCACUAAAGCCUGAGGCAUUUCCAGUAAGGUGUCUGGCAUGGUCAUGAAGGGAGGAUCGUGCUGAUAUUAGAACUUUUAUCUGGUUUCCUACAGGCUUAUUAACUCAUCUAUUUUUCUUAUAAAAAAAAAUCCUUAAGAACUAGAUGGGGAUUUUUCCACUGUCUAAGUACUGCCCUAGUGGGUUGAAUAGCACAUAAACAGUGAUGAGCGAUUCUGAACUGAAAUUGUGUUCCAUGUUCAGAGUUGAUUAAAUGGAAAAGUUCUGCUCGAACAGCAGAUUUUGUCGACCGUUUCCCAAUGCAAAGCCUUUCAUCUGUAUUGAAAGGGUUAAGGGCCAUGGCCAUCCAAGAUUUUAUAACUCAUUAUAAACCAGUGAAGCCUACCGCUAUAAGAAACCAGUGAAUUUAUUCAAUAAUCAACUGCACUCAGAGACAGCUUCAUAAUCAGAAGCACAAUGCUUGAUGUACUUCAGGGCUUCAAGUGCUGACGAUAUUAACAUGACUCUGCUAAAUCUGAUCAGCUGUAGAAAGGGCUCAGAGCUGUAGAUCCCCUACUGUGGGCACACAGCAGACAGGUUAACGACUCAGACUGGGCAUGUGUGUAUAUCCCAGUGCGCAGUCUAGAUACUUUAAAUGGGGCAACACUGCCAAACUAUUACUCACCAGCCAUAAAAGGCAUCACUCUGCCGAACCAAGUGGGCCAUGCAGAAUAGCUGUAGCCUUUGAAUGGGACAUUUACGCAGUUUAAAUAACCCAGAGCAGUUAUACAACGCAAGUAAAUGUCUGCCAACCAGCACAACCCUAGAAAGGUCAGGGUAUUAAUCAGCUUGUUUUAAAACAUAGGUGGGCAUAUUCUGGUAUUCCGAGGUGCUUCAACAUUUCUUGAAGUUCUGUGUAUUUCAUGCAGCCACUUUAUAUGCCUUGUGUGCAUUUUCAGCAGCAUCAGUUGUUUUUGUCAGUGUCUUUUUGUGACAUCCACCAGGCAUGCAAAAUGUAUGAGGAAAAUCUUAAAAUUCUUUUUUUCUGGUAUCACAGCAGGUUACUUUAAUUGGCCCAGCAGUCUAUUUUUAAUAAAGGAUGAGUUAAUUUCAA
Paramormyrops kingsleyae is the source of this 2492-nucleotide messenger RNA. It is a transcript of the gene fahd2a, whose product is annotated as fumarylacetoacetate hydrolase domain containing 2A. The record is from RefSeq and is a predicted model, not a curated record. Lineage: Eukaryota; Metazoa; Chordata; Actinopteri; Osteoglossiformes; Mormyridae. Gene Ontology annotation, molecular function: catalytic activity.